AUGCAAAAUCGACAUCCAUACGCCUACAUUCCGUUCAGUGCAGUGCUCUCGUGGUUCUUCCGACGGUAUUCAAUUAAAUCCGAAGUUGCACAUGAAGAGAACAUCCCAUUGCCGGAAAUUAUUCUUAGGCCAUCUCUGGGCUUUCCCGUUAAGAUCUCAAGGAGAUAA
Strongylus vulgaris is the source of this 168-nucleotide messenger RNA. The record is from the annotation of a GenBank genome assembly. NCBI's taxonomy places the organism in Eukaryota, Metazoa, Nematoda, Chromadorea, Rhabditida, Strongylidae.